CCUGUUUGCGAAAGGGAAUCAAAUUUAAGCCUAAGAUUACCUCCUAGGCUGAACUUUUAAUUCAGUUAGAAAAGCUUGUUUCGACAACGUUAUCAAUGUCAUUAAUCAAUUAAUCAGAACCAGAGAGGGGAAGUGAGAAAAUCAUAACCAGCUGACUUCAUAGAGACAUUAUGAACAAAGACUAGGACUUAGGCCAUUUCGCGAAAAGAAAAAACAAUAGACAUUAAUACAGCGAUCUUAUCUUUCCUUGUUUAGUCGAAAGAUUCACCGUACUAGAUUGAUUGAGUGGAGAGUGGAGCACCAAACCAGUCAGCGAAUGUUGAAUAAAUUCAUCAGUCCACUAUAAAAUAACAUGUAAUUUUUCUUGCUCCCCCCCCCCUCCCCCUCCUUUCAUGGGAACCCGACAAGACGCAUAAUUUGUGCCGUCAGUUCAAGAAGGCGUUGAUGGUUAAACGGUACAAUUCAAUUCGAUGUAGUUUUGGCUUUGAGAGUCAUGUACAGGUACUUUUAUAAGCACAGCAAGAAAACAAAUGGCAAAGUUCCAAAGCAAUUACGAGCGCGCACAGACUUAUGAAGAAAAAUCAAACUGCGUACCAAACUAAAUUCACUUUUUAAAGUCAACGAUGACUAACGUAAAACUGAAAUUGAACAAAUCGUUUAUUCGUCUGGGAGACCAUUUUCAUAGAGAGACAGAUAACUCCUUUUGCCAUAAAAUUUGUAAUAGCGGUAUUGUUAUUGCCUCAAACUACUUAGUAGUGAACUACAGCCGUUGUUUUAGUGUUUUGCUUUGUAGGAGUUACACUUAGUUUGAUCUUGGGUGGAUACUCAGAAUGUAGCGAAGAUGCUUCGAAACUGCGCAUGCGAAGAGGUGCAUCUGUACUGUGCAGCUGUUCGAGUGAAGCGCAACGCGUCGGAUUGGAGGCGUUCAUUCACAAGGUCAAAACAGCCUAUUACAAGAUGAAUCCAAACAAUGUGGUCUAUGACCCGGAUUCAACACCUGAAUCAGUCCAACGAGAAUUCUUUCCAUACAACUCCCAUCCCAGUGCAAUUCGCAAGUGAACGGACGCUGCGAGAGCUCUUUACCAAGAAGCUAAUAGCUUCGAGAAAAAAGUGAACAGCAAUAAGCUUAAGCCUCGCGAGAGCAAGGCAAUCGCUCAAGUUAAACACUUUUUACAGAGCAACUUUGGAGCACCCUACGAAGAGAAUUACUACGCUGGAGAUUGGAUGCUCGGUCCUGGUACGUUCUGUUGGCAUCCAAUAUGCAACAUGGGAAACGAUCUACAGGCUCAUUUCACCUACCAGAGGUGGGGUAUACAGCCUAAGACGGAAGAUGAUGUGAGCUAUGUGAUAGAUCGGCUAAAGCUGGUGAGAGAUUCGAUAAUGCAGUACAUUGAAAACAUGAAAUACGGUAUAAAGGUGGGAUUUGUACGUUCAGCGGAAGAUUGCCAAUAUGGAUUAUACUCCAUUCAGCGAGCCUACCUAAAAGUCUUCCAACAUGGACCCAAGGGUGUGCUAACAGAAUCAUUCACGCAACAAAUUGUUAAUCCAAAAUGGCUUGCAAAACUCGAUAAACGCGCCUCUGACUCGUGGGAGAAGAGACAUAAGGUCUCUGUUCGUACUUCUAUAAAUGACUCUCUGGUGGCAUACGUAGGGAAACCAUUGGAUGAGUUAUUAAAUUACUUGGCGUUCAACCAUUCGCAGCACUGCGUCCCGAAUAUAUUGUCCAGCGGUUUGGCUUCGCUACCCCUGUCUUACGUUUACAAAUAUGGAAAAAAAACCAGAAUACGAACUACUGGAAAACUACCUACUGGACAGUCCUUGAGUGGAAAAAGAGCCUAUGAGAUGUUGCUACCUUACUUUACGACGACAGAAAUGACACCAAAUGACGUGUAUUCCUUAGGGGAGAGAAUGGUCCGUCAGCUUUAUCCGAAAGCGGUUGAAAUAGCCAAGAAAAUUACAGACAAAACAUGUGAAGACAAAGCCAUACAGGAACUUAAGAAACGUUUGGAAGAUCGUAGCAUGUAUUUUAAUGGCGAGAAGAUUCCACUGAACGAGAGCAACAAAGACGCAUUUGACAAGUGCACUAGUAUGGUGAAGGCAAAGAUUUACUGUCCUAGGAGAUAUCAAGCUAUGAAGGCGUGGUUUGAAUAUGUGAACUCUCUGCUUGGUGAUCUUGAACCAAAAACUACUCACAUGUUUUAUUUCACUGGUAAACAUCAAAGCACUCCGAAUUGUCCAGUUCAAAUGGUCGCAAAUUUUAAUCCAGGGACUGGAUCCCAGAGUUACAGAUCCAGUGAUAAAGAUUGCACCAAACCUGCCCAGUAUAGAUUGCCGUUCUUUAUUAAGGACCUGGGUCCAAAAUACAGUGCUCUCUCUGUUGCAGCACAAGAGGCAAGGCCAGGGCACCACACACAGGGUCAAGGGCUUAAGGAAUUAUUCAGUGACAAGUGUGGGGAUGUUAUCAGUUGGUUGAACGGUAUCUCUUAUUACACUGCAUUCACGGAGGGCUGGGCUCUAUAUGCUGAGAAUCCGCUGAUCGCUGCAGAGACAGACGCUUAUGCCGACAAACCGCUUCAGCUGUAUGGCAUGAUCAAGUGGCAAAUAUGGCGAGCACUGCGCCUGAUGAUAGAUUCCGGGCUACAUUAUAAAGGAAUGAAACGAUGGGAAGCGUUAAAACUCUUUUCCGAGAAAGCCUGGGACAGAACUGACAAAGCCGAGAAAGACGUUACAAGGUAUCAAAGCAACCCGGGUCAGGCUACCGCUUACAUGAUUGGUCAGCUGCGGAUUUGGCAGGUGCGAAAUGAUACUAAGGCCAGAAUUGAAGCGCAUAAAAAGACCUUCAGUGAAAAAGACUUUCAUUAUCAGGUUUUGUCACAAGGAUCCUCGCCACUGACUCAUUUGGAAAAUCACAUGAAGAAAUUUGCGGACUGCGUCAUCCAGCCACAUCUAGAGGGUUGCGAGUACAUUAUAGGGAGACUAGGUGACGAAACAGUCAUGGAUGAGGUUGCCAAGAAACCCCUUAAGCCAUUUCAAGACCAACCAUAUCGGGAACACUUUGACUGAAAUUGAUUUUGAGCGCUUCGUGCAAAGAAAAAAAUAACCUCCACAAUCAAUAAUCAAACCAAUUGGUUACAGUGCAUUGUCUGAUGUCAAUAGUAAAUACAUUCAUUAUUCUUUUGUUGCUGUAGAAGGUUUUCCUGUAGCGAAAAAUAUCUGAAAAUGACCAAACGUCGAUAGCAUAAUCAUUUUAAGAAGAAUUAAAUAAUUCAGACAAUUUUUUACUUCGGCUUUCUUUCUUUUAGCAUGGGGGAAACGGGUGGGUUACUUUAACCAAAUAGGCGACACUUAAAUAUCCAGUGAAAGGUAAUAAACCUUGACAUCAUGGCUAUCAUAAUAUAAAAGAAAAUUAAAUUUGGAAGGCUCGCAUAUAGAGAUUUUGUUUUAGUACCAGAGUGCCAUA
Molecule: messenger RNA, 3460 nt
Organism: Stylophora pistillata
Lineage: Eukaryota; Metazoa; Cnidaria; Anthozoa; Scleractinia; Pocilloporidae
Source: RefSeq, a predicted model, not a curated record